This is a messenger RNA of Lotus japonicus, 938 nucleotides long. Its product is annotated as lysine-rich arabinogalactan protein 19. The transcript is spliced from 2 exons. Gene Ontology annotation, cellular component: plasma membrane. The record is from RefSeq and is a predicted model, not a curated record. Bases 1 to 753 code for a protein of 250 amino acids. NCBI's taxonomy places the organism in Eukaryota, Viridiplantae, Streptophyta, Magnoliopsida, Fabales, Fabaceae.
AUGGCUACAAUGUUCUGGACAUUGGCUUUAGUAACCCUCUGCUGCACACUACAAUCCCAUGCCCAAGCACCAGCAACCGCACCGGCAAAGUUGCCGAUUGCAACACCAACUGCAACUUCCCCAUCUUCCGGCACACCACCGGUAGCAGCAACACAACCACCAACUGUGGUGGCAUCCCCUCCCAUCACAACACAACCACCCACUGUGGCUCCAAAAUCUGCUCCUGUGACUUCCCCAGCUCCCAAAGUUGCACCGGCUUCAAGCCCAAAGGCACCACCAACAAGUUCACCUGUCUCAACUCCCACAGUGGUGCCAGCAUUACCACCAACAAAGAUAUCCCCAGCGCCGGUCCAAACACCGCCAGCCCCUGCACCGGUAAAGGCAACACCAACACCUGCACCAGCAACUGCACCUCCAAAGCAAGCACCAACUCCGUCACCUGUUCCUUCACCACCAACACAGGCACCAACACCCGUAACAGAGGCACCAGCGCCAGCACCGGUAUCCCCCAAGCACAAGAAAAAAGGACACAAACACAAGCACAGAAGACAUCAUGCACCAGCUCCAGCACCAACUGUUAUUAGCAAAAGCCCGCCAGCACCGCCGACCGACAGUACAGCAGAUGCUGACACAGCACCAGCACCAUCCCCAAGUCUGGAUCUGAAUGGUGCCCCAUCAAACCACCUGAAAGGGAAACAUAUAUUGGCAACAGCAGGACUUGCUAUUGCUGUUUUGCUAGCUGUCACUGGCUAAUGCUGCUAGCUGUCUCACAGUGGCCAUGGAUUCACUCUUCACAAUUAUUUGAUUGGCCAAAUUUGAAAUCAUUUCAUGUGUAUAGGUCUGAAUGAUGAGAAUCUAGAGUCUAGACCUAUGAUUCUUUUUUUUUUAUUUGCCUGUGAUCUUUGCUCGGAAAUAUUAAAGGAUAUGAAUUUUUUUAA